This is a messenger RNA of Strongylocentrotus purpuratus (purple sea urchin), 2578 nucleotides long. Its product is annotated as phospholipid phosphatase-related protein type 5. The record is from RefSeq and is a predicted model, not a curated record. Lineage: Eukaryota; Metazoa; Echinodermata; Echinoidea; Camarodonta; Strongylocentrotidae. Gene Ontology annotation, biological process: signal transduction; phospholipid metabolic process; phospholipid dephosphorylation. The transcript is spliced from 8 exons. Gene Ontology annotation, molecular function: phosphatidate phosphatase activity. The coding region runs from base 446 to 1564 and encodes 372 amino acids.
CACACAAUCUUACACGCACACACCGUACAGUUUAACACACAUGGUGUGUUGGGUGUGGCGGUAAAUAAGAGGCGACGACAAAAGCUGGCAAGCCAAUAUAGCAAGGGUGUGUGUAUUGUUAUUUUCCUAAGUAAAUCAAUCGCUUGAAUAAUACACUAUCAAGACCGUCUUCCCAAAGAGGUAUUUACAAGAGCGAGAAGGUGUAGUGUUCAUGCGUAGAACUAUUAUACACUUUCAUAUCGGAACCAUAACUUCAGCUUCCCGUUGCCUACCAUCAACUGUGGCUAUAGUUAUAAUAUCAUGAGCAAGCAGUGAGCGUUAUUGACGGAACAGAAAUCAACGCUAAAGAUCAGCAGCGCUUUCCACCUGCUUGUUUGCAACAGUACUCGUGAUCUCUGAUCAAACGUUACCUAGCAACGGAACGCUACCAGCAUCCAACGACACAAUGGCGGGUCGUCAUGGCAACGAGACUUCUAACAACUGGCUUAUCCCUUGCUUCUUUCUAUUCGAUUGUAUUCUAUUGGCGGCUGUAGUGGUAUUAUGGUAUUUCAUGGAAUGGCAGACACAGACGUUUACAUUACACGAUGCCACGAUACCAUGUAUCGAUAUCGCCUACUACAGCUACCCAGAGAGAGUCGACAUCGUACCGGAAACCAUCGUCUUCGUCCUCGCUUUCGUUCUUCCGCCCAUCGUGGUGUUAUUCGGAGAAGCCGCUGUGGGUUUGUAUAACCUUCAGGGCGGUAAGAAGCAGCUCUUCAUGGAGAAAUCUGUGAUGACAUUCGGCAUGAAGUUACAUGCUCUCCUCCGGAGAACGGUCAGAUUCACAGGUAUCUUUCUGCUUGGUGCUUUUAUCACUUGGAUCUUAACCCGUGCUGGUCAGCUAAUACUCAGUCAUCCUGCCCCAGACUUCUUCACCCGAUCAACCUGUACGCCAUGUUCUAACGCUGCAGAAAGCACCUUCACAAUCAGUGACUGUACUACAAUAAUAGACUCUGCGAGGCAAUCAUUCCCGUCCCUGUAUGCUUCUCUCAGUGCCUACGCCUCGGUCUAUGUUGCCGUGUACAUCACGAUGCUGAUGAAGCUAAAUGCAGCUCACACCCUACGCCCUUUCGCUGGUCUUUGUUUUAUCGCGGUACCCUACCUACUUGGUGUACAGCAGAUCGCAGCUCACAGAGCGCAUUGGGGUGACGUCAUUGGAGGGUGGAUCCUAGGGAGUGUGGUGGCAUUUUAUCUGAUCUAUGGAGUCCUGGACGCCUUCCUGGGACCGCUCAUGUCCACCACUAGCCCGAGAAUGGAUAAUGGCGUCGGCGCCAACGAGGAUUACGUCAUCGAACACGAACACGCCCUCCACAACGGCAACACCCAUCCCGAACCCAUGGUGAUGAACGGUCUUCGACAUAGCCAGAGAGAUCGUGACGGGUACACGGACCGAGGAAUGGAGGUAAAUGGUGGCGUGUAUAACAAGGAAGACCCUUGGCAGGGUGGUCCAAGGGAUGCUAAUGCUAUCAGCGGCAAGAGGGUUCCAGACGGGAAAAGCAGGGGUGUAGAUCAUUACAUGUACUAACCAAUACCAUGCUUCUUACUGGGGUAUAUUGGGUGCCGGGUUUCCCCGCUUCGGACAAUCACAGAUACUUGAACUGAAAAUUUUCUUUUGGUAAUUUUUUCCGGAAAACGUUUGUCGAUCUGAUUCUGAAGUUUGAUGAUCGUUCAUAUGAAAUAUCGAUACUUCUUCAAUACCCAACCGCUUUAUAUCCCGCUAUUUAUCUCAGAGCUUCCGGCAAUCUUUUUUCUUUCAUUGAACAAAUUAUUUAGUGUAUUGAUUAUACACGAAAGGAAAUGAUCUCAGUAACUAUAAUAUUUGUACUUUAUGUACAAAAAGUCAUUCAAUUAUACGAAUUGUAUCGAAUCAUAACCAAUAAUGGUGUAUAUACUACUAAAUAUCAGUAUAUUUCAUUUUCAUGUGAGAAUCAUUUGUCUUUCAGUAAAUAUGUAUGUUGUGCUUUCUAUGCCAAUCUAACAACAAAAUACAAAAUGUGGCUUCAUUAACAGCAAAUAUAGAUUAAUCACAAAGUGUAGUUUCAAAAGAUUGUUAAUUAAAUACGUGUAUAUUGCCGUGAAUAUAUAGCUUGGACAUUUUAGGCAUUAAUACUUCCUUCCCUGAUUUUAAAAAGGAACUAAAUAAUUUCCUUCGAGAACUUUGUUUAUCAAUCUUUUGAAGAAAGGAAAAGAUGAUGUCCUUACCAUAGAGUUUAUGUUCGUAUAUAGAUCUUACUCUCUGAAAGAAAAUGACGGUCUGGCCUUGAUAUUGAAAUAUGCAAGGAAGACUUAGUUUCCAAUUCAUUAUGGUUACUGUACGCAAUCAACAACAAAAUUCGAAGCGACAUUAAACAAAAUAAAAAAUUAUAGAUUCCCGAAUCUUACAUUAAAGUUAUUCAUCUUUCAAAAUCUUGCUUUAACUUUCUAUGUAAUAAAUAAUGUGUACGUUCUUUUACGGGUUGUGCGGAAAUAUUAACAGCAAACUGUCUUCCGAUUUAAAAAAAAAUGAGCAAUUAAAGGUGUUUUUUAACUUUAAGUUGCA